GAGAUAUUGGCAGACAGUCAGAAAAAUUGUCCGAAUAUGUUAUAUUUAUAUUAGUCAGAUCAGCUGAUUAACAUGAACUCGAACCGAAAUGUUUGUUUGUAGUUCAUUUUUUCACGGAAUGAAGUGUUAUAGUUUAUCUGGUGUUUGAAUGAAAUGAUCUUGACGAAGGAAUGGCUACGUCUAAGGAAGUUGAAGGAAAAAUAUGGCCACAAGUUUUGGCCAUUCUCUUCGGUUCUUUAGCUCCUGUCAGCAACGGUUUAUUCUUCUGUUGGCCAUCACCCUUCAUACUGAAGAUAUCCAAAGACAAGGAAAACUAUGACAUAACUGAGAAACAAGCAUCUUUCUUCACGGUCAUUCCAUCGGUAGCAAUGAUGAUAUCUUGUAUAUUCUUCUCCAAACUGAGUGAUAUAAUUGGAAGAAAGCCUACUUUGUUGCUGAUAGCUGUUCCCCACACACUGUCUUGGAUACUAAUAGCAAUGGCGAAAAGUGUGUAUGUCUUCUAUGCAGCUAGAUUAUGUUCUGGAAUCGCAGAUGGGAUUUUCUUCGCUACCUUGCCUUCGUAUAUAGGAGAGAUAUCUACUCCGAAUGUGAGGGGUACUUGGGGGAAUGCAAUGACCUCAUUCUUAUACUUCGGCAUGUUCCUCAUCAAUGUCAUCGGAAGUUUCUUCAGUGUGAAACAGACAGCUUACAUUUGCUUACCAAUACCUAUAAUUUUCUUCUCGUUGUUCAUAUUCAUGCCCGAAUCUCCUUACUUUUGCAUGAUGAAGGGAAGAUAUGACGAUGCCAGAAAAUCUUUGAAGAGACUGGGUUUGAAGAGAGACAUCGAAGAGGACUUCUUGAAGCUGAAGGCUGAUGUGGAGCGUCAAAUGUCGGAGUCGGGAUCUUGGAAGGAUCUUUUCAUGGUACACAGUAACAGACGAGCUCUGAUUGCAGGAACUUUCUUAAGAGCAUCGCAGCAAUUCGGUGGAAUCUCGGUACUAGUGAUAUACAAUCAAUUCAUCUUCGAGAAAUCUGGAACGAAUAUCAACAAAGAAGUGUCUUCCAUAAUAUACAUGGCACUGUGUUUCUGUUUGAAUAUUUGUGCUGGGUAUACAGUGGACAAACUAGGUAGGAGAAUUUCCUACAUGUGGUCUGCAGGACUGUGUUCUAUAGUAUUGCUUUUGGAAGCUGUGUAUCUUUAUCUGGACCAGAAUCAUCCUGAACUUGAAGUGGGUGUAGUGAAGUGGAUGCCAUUACUUGGUAUGAUCCUGUACAUUAUUUUCGGUUCAUUUGGUUUAGGAAUCAUUCCAACCCUGAUGUUGGGAGAGCUGUUCUCUGCUAGUAUUAAGGGAAAAGGCAUGACUGUUCUUAUGUUCGUCUUUUGCAUAACAGUGUUUUCAACAAACAGCAUAUUCUAUGCUUUGAAUUCUAAAAUCGGGUUGUAUGCGCCUUUUUUGUUCUUCGGGUUGAGUAAUAUGGUGGCAACAGUAGUGGCGUAUCAUUUGGUUCCAGAGACCAAAGGAAAGACUCUAGAAGAAAUACAACAGUUACUGAAGGGGAAAAUGAAUCAUAAUAAUCUUCAGGGUGAUAUUAGAAUAACUACAUAUAAUUCAACCCCAAGUAGGGUUCGAAUGGCAGAAAUAGGGAGCAUAUCAUGAUUCGGGGCUUUCAAUAACUGAUUUGAAGUGGUGUAAUUUUUCAAUUUUCUUCCAAUUUUCAAGAUGUUAUUCUUUGUUGAUUAGAGACUUCGGAAAUA
Molecule: messenger RNA, 1735 nt
Organism: Phaedon cochleariae (mustard beetle)
Lineage: Eukaryota; Metazoa; Arthropoda; Insecta; Coleoptera; Chrysomelidae
Source: the annotation of a GenBank genome assembly